CAUCAAACAUUAUUUAUUUUCUCUAAAGAAAAUGAGUUCGUCGAACCAGAAUAACUCAUCCGAGAAUAACCCUAACCCUCAAAUAAAAGGAAAAGGCCCCCAGAAAAGGCGAGCUGGGCUUUUCAAAAAGGCCAGCGAACUCAGCACCCUAUGUGGUGCCGAGAGUGUAGUGGUUGUUUUCUCCCCAAGAGAAAAACCACACUCAUAUGGAAACCCCAGUGUCAAAACGGUUGUUGACUGGUUUUUCAACCCUAAUCGUAACCCGAAUUCGAGAAACGAAGCCCACCAACUACAAAGAGCGGCUCAAGGUGAUGCUAUCAUGCACCAUCGUAAUCAGGAGGUCGGUAGCUGGGAGGCGCAACUAAAACAAGAAAAGGAACGGAGGAAAGCGAACGAAAACUUGAGUACGGCUCCCCAAUGCCAUAGAUGGUGCCCGACAAAUAUCGAUGACCUAAAUUAUCAACAAUUGGACGAAUUGAAGAGGUCCAUCAUGAAAUUCAAACAAAGUUUUGAAUUUUAUGGCAAUAAUGAACCAUUAAUGGUUCAAGGAGGAUCUUCGAAUAUUCCAUCUACUCAAUUUUAUGGAGGAAUUGGUACCUCAAAUCCAAGGGUAAAUGCCUCAUCUAGUGUAUUUUUUUUCACAGUUACGCUCCAUUUUAUACGAAAAAAAUAUUGAUAAUAACUUGAGAUUCACAUUUCCGUACAAUUAUGGGAGUCUUAGUAAGAUUGUGGGGCCCGAUGUAAGGGGUGGAAGCUCUAGUGUGAAUGCCGAGGGAACUGCAGUCCAAUAAUGUUCAGAACAUGUCCCAAGGAUUCGGCGAAAACUAUGGUCAUGGCCGAGACUAUUUUCCUAAAAAUGCAGUACAAUAACGUUCGAAAUUUGUUUUCCGAAAACUAUGUGUUUCUUUUUUAACUAUUGAUUUCAUGUAUAAAAUUACAUUUAGCAUUAGAAAUUGUAAGUUAUAAUAUACAAAUAAAAUUUUAAUGUAUAGUAAAUAAGGUAACUUAUGAGGAUGUAUAGAACAUCUUAUGAGUGAAAUAAAAAUGUAUACAACGAUGAACUUAUUUACCAUUUCACAUUUUAGAAAUUAUUGUUCAAAAAUUUCUACAUUUCACAAACUAUAAAUAGCUAGCUGAAGAGAAGGGGUAAUUUGCUCUGAUGAACUUUGGU
Messenger RNA from Erythranthe guttata (spotted monkey flower), 1171 nucleotides. Lineage: Eukaryota; Viridiplantae; Streptophyta; Magnoliopsida; Lamiales; Phrymaceae. The record is from RefSeq and is a predicted model, not a curated record.